Glycine soja is the source of this 1868-nucleotide messenger RNA. Its product is annotated as elongation factor 1-alpha-like. The record is from RefSeq and is a predicted model, not a curated record. Gene Ontology annotation, molecular function: GTPase activity; translation elongation factor activity; GTP binding. The transcript has 3 exons. Bases 166 to 1509 code for a protein of 447 amino acids. Gene Ontology annotation, biological process: translation; translational elongation. Lineage: Eukaryota; Viridiplantae; Streptophyta; Magnoliopsida; Fabales; Fabaceae.
GGGGCAUUAUCGGAAAUGAAAAGUAGCUCACUCAAUAUAAAAAUCUAGGAACCCUAGUUUUCGUUAUCACUCUGUGCUCCCUCGCUCUAUUUCUCAGUCUCUGUGUUUGCGGCUGAGGAUUCCGAACGAGUGACCUUCUUCGUUUCUCGCAAAGUUUAAGUAAUCAUGGGUAAGGAAAAGGUUCACAUCAACAUUGUCGUCAUUGGACAUGUCGACUCUGGGAAGUCAACUACCACUGGUCACUUGAUCUACAAGCUUGGAGGUAUUGACAAGCGUGUGAUUGAGAGGUUCGAGAAGGAGGCUGCCGAGAUGAACAAGAGGUCAUUCAAGUAUGCCUGGGUGCUCGACAAGCUCAAAGCUGAGCGUGAAAGAGGAAUUACCAUUGAUAUUGCUUUGUGGAAGUUUGAAACCACCAAGUACUACUGCACGGUCAUUGAUGCUCCUGGACAUCGUGACUUUAUCAAGAACAUGAUUACUGGUACCUCCCAGGCCGACUGUGCUGUCCUUAUUAUUGACUCCACCACUGGUGGUUUUGAAGCUGGUAUUUCUAAGGAUGGACAGACCCGUGAGCAUGCUCUUCUUGCUUUCACCCUAGGUGUGAAGCAGAUGAUCUGUUGCUGUAACAAGAUGGAUGCCACUACCCCCAAGUACUCUAAGGCUAGGUAUGAUGAAAUCGUGAAGGAAGUCUCUUCUUACUUGAAGAAGGUUGGUUACAACCCAGACAAGAUUCCCUUUGUUCCCAUCUCUGGUUUUGAGGGUGACAACAUGAUUGAGAGGUCCACCAACCUUGACUGGUACAAGGGACCAACUCUCCUUGAGGCUCUUGACCAAAUCAAUGAGCCCAAGAGGCCCUCCGACAAGCCUCUAAGGCUUCCAUUGCAGGAUGUCUACAAGAUUGGUGGUAUUGGUACUGUGCCAGUGGGACGUGUAGAGACUGGGGUUGUGAAGCCUGGUAUGGUGGUGACUUUUGGUCCCACUGGGCUGACAACUGAGGUUAAGUCUGUUGAGAUGCACCAUGAGGCUCUCACAGAGGCUCUUCCAGGUGACAAUGUUGGAUUUAAUGUGAAGAAUGUUGCAGUCAAGGAUCUCAAGCGUGGUUUUGUUGCAUCCAACUCCAAGGACGACCCUGCCAAGGAAGCUGCCAACUUCACAUCCCAAGUCAUUAUCAUGAACCAUCCUGGCCAGAUUGGUAAUGGAUACGCACCAGUCCUUGACUGCCACACUUCUCACAUUGCUGUGAAGUUUUCUGAAAUCUUGACCAAGAUUGACAGGCGAUCUGGUAAGGAGCUUGAGAAGGAGCCCAAAUUUUUGAAGAAUGGUGAUGCUGGUAUGGUUAAGAUGGUUCCAACCAAGCCCAUGGUGGUUGAAACUUUCUCUGAGUAUCCUCCCCUUGGUCGUUUUGCUGUGAGGGACAUGCGUCAGACCGUAGCUGUUGGAGUCAUCAAGAGUGUUGAGAAGAAAGACCCCACCGGAGCCAAGGUCACAAAGGCUGCCGCCAAGAAGAAGUGAUUGCAUUUUGGCAAUUUUGCUAGCACAUGUGAUCAUCAACGUGGUUUCAAAAAAACUUGUUCCUUUACAGUAGUUUAUCUUUGCAGAGUCUUAGGUGUUUGUUUUACCAGUUAUAUUUUGAAGUGUCCGCCGAUUUCAUGUAGCCGUAGCCUUCAAAACUGGGUUCUUGAUCGGCGGUAACAUUUUCGUUGCUGUUUGUUUUUGAUGAGUACUGUUUUUUGUUUUGAUGGUAAAAGUCUGAGAUUUUCAAAUUCACAAGCAGCCAUAGGGUUUUAGUCCAUUUCCUUUGCUGCUGAGGAGGGAUGUCUUAAAUUUGCAUUUAAUUUAUAAGGAAGUUUUGUUAACUGUUUUUUAUGGUU